UUCAUUUUGACAUUUCCAUAAAAACAAAUAAUCCAGUGCAGACAUCAGAGUUGGUUUGCUCAAUUAAAAUGGAAAUAUUAAGCGAUAAAUCAAUCGAAAAUGAAUCGGACGGAAGUGAAGAGUCGGCAGACGAGUCAAUGGACGAAACUGAAGUGAUAUCAGAACCAGAAGCUCCAAAGAAAAAGAAGAAGCGAGGAAUUGUUUACAUUUCAUCAAUUCCGAAGUUCAUGACAGUGGCUAUUUUACGCGAACAAUUGGGACGAUACGCAUCCAUCGGAAGAGUCUAUUUACAAGCAGCAGAAACAAAAGAAAACGCAAAGAAACGCAAAAUUCGACGACAUUUCACAGAGGGAUGGGUAGAGUUUGAAAGCAAACGUGCGGCAAAACAAAUAGCAGCGUCGUUAAAUAAUGCACCAAUCGCCACCAGAAAGAGUUCAAAAUUCUGCGACAUUCUGUGGUGCCUUAAAUACUUACCGAGAUUCAAAUGGACGCACUUGAGCGAACGUCUGACCUACGAAAAGGCGGUGUACAAUCAACGAUUGAAAACGGAAGUCGCUCAGGCUCGAAGAGAAGCCACAUUCUUCCAGGAUAAUUUGGACAAAAGUGAAAGAAUCAAGAAGAAAAAGAAGAAAAUGCAGCUGGCCGCGUAAAUAUUUGUUAACAUUAAAGUAAUGUACAGUAA
Bradysia coprophila is the source of this 682-nucleotide messenger RNA. Its product is annotated as activator of basal transcription 1-like. Gene Ontology annotation, molecular function: RNA binding. Gene Ontology annotation, cellular component: nucleolus. NCBI's taxonomy places the organism in Eukaryota, Metazoa, Arthropoda, Insecta, Diptera, Sciaridae. The record is from RefSeq and is a predicted model, not a curated record. Gene Ontology annotation, biological process: small-subunit processome assembly; endonucleolytic cleavage in ITS1 to separate SSU-rRNA from 5.8S rRNA and LSU-rRNA from tricistronic rRNA transcript (SSU-rRNA, 5.8S rRNA, LSU-rRNA); endonucleolytic cleavage in 5'-ETS of tricistronic rRNA transcript (SSU-rRNA, 5.8S rRNA, LSU-rRNA).